This is a messenger RNA of Necator americanus (New World hookworm), 627 nucleotides long. RefSeq lists its product as uncharacterized. The transcript is spliced from 6 exons. Bases 1 to 627 code for a protein of 208 amino acids. Gene Ontology annotation, biological process: vesicle-mediated transport. Gene Ontology annotation, molecular function: GTP binding; GTPase activity. The record is from RefSeq and is a predicted model, not a curated record. NCBI's taxonomy places the organism in Eukaryota, Metazoa, Nematoda, Chromadorea, Rhabditida, Ancylostomatidae.
AUGUCACACAUGAGUGAACCCGAGGAUGCCUCUGGUACUACUAUCACUACGCUUAAAAUCCUAAUAAUUGGUGAAAGUGGUGUGGGGAAGUCAAGUCUGAUGCUGCGUUUCGUUGACGAUACAUUUGAUCCUGAAAUAGCUGCAACAAUAGGCGUGGACUUCAGAGUGACAUCAAUGAACGUCGAUGGAAAUCGCGUAAAGUUAGCCAUAUGGGAUACGGCUGGUCAGGAACGAUUCCGUACUCUGACGCCUAGCUACUACCGUGGAGCGCAGGGUGUAAUUUGCGUGUAUGACGUGACAAAUAGAAGUUCUUUUGAGAAUCUCGACCACUGGAUGACUGAAGUGGAAACAUAUAUAACUAAGGGAGAUGCUGUUAAGAUGAUUGUAGGCAACAAGAUCGAUAUGCCGAAUCGCGAAGUGUCUCGAGACGAUGGUCUUAAAUUUGCGAAGCGUCACCGUGCUUUAUUCAUAGAAGCCAGUGCAAAAACGAAGGAAGGGGUGCAAUGUGCUUUCGAGGAACUCAUUGAAAAGAUUAUUCAAACACCAGGAUUGUGGGAAAAAGAUCGUCCUGCGUUCCGUCUUGGGCAGAAUACGGCGAACGCAAAUGAUUCAUAUUGUGGAUGCUAA